AAAGUGGAGAGAUCAGUAAUGAACAUGAGGUGAGACAGAUUGAGACACAAUCCAGGAGAACAUCAACAGAGGACACACCAAUCAAAUGCAAUGACAUCUUUAAAGCUUUUCCUGCACAAGAAAACCCAUCAGAAGUGUGCUGACAAAGGGAGUCGCUGGCAUUGGAAAAACAGUCUCUGUGCAGAAGUUCAUUCUGGACUGGGCUGAAGGGAAAGAGAAUCAGGACAUCCACCUCAUAUUCACAUAUUUCCUCUUCCUUUCAGAGAGAACAAUCUGAUGAAGAACCAAACACUCAGUCUUUUACAUCUUCUUCAUCUUUUCUUCCCAGAGACAAAAGAAAUGGAAAUCUCCAGCGGUGAAUAUAAAGUGUUGUUCAUCUUUGAUGGUUUGGAUGAGUGUCGUGUGUCUCUGGAUUUUCACAGCAGUGUGAGGUUGUGUGAUGUAAGUGAAUCAGCCUCAGUGGAUGUGAUGCUGACAAACCUCAUGAAGGGGAAUCUGCUUCCCUCUGCUCUCAUCUGGAUCACCUCCAGACCAGCAGCAGCUGAUCUCAUCCCCUCUGAGUGUGUUGAUCGAGUCACAGAGGUACGAGGCUUCACUGACAAACAGAAGGAGGAAUACUUCAGCAAGAGAAUCAGUGAUGAGAGUCUGGCCAACAGAAUCAUUUCACACCUGAAGUCAUCCAGGAGCCUCUACAUCAUGUGUCACAUCCCAGUGUUCUGCUGGAUUUCAGCCACUGUUCUAGAGAGAAUGUUGAGUGAAGCAGAGAGUGAAGGAGAGAUCCUCAAGACUCUCACUCAAAUGUACACACACUUCCUGAUCAUUCAGACAAACAUCAAACAUCAGAAGGACUAUGAGAAGAAAGUGAAGAAUGAUGAAGACAUGAUCUUCAAACUGGCCAAACUGGCUUUUGAGCAGCUUGUGAAAGGGAACCCGAUCUUCUAUGAUGAGGACCUGAGAGAGUGUGGCAUUGAUGUAGCAGAAGCAUCAGUGUACUUAGAAUUGUGCACUCAGAUCUUCAGAGAGGAGUUUGGCUUGUAUCAGGGGAAAGAUUACUGCUUUGUUCAUCUGAGCGUUCACGAACAUCUCGCAGCUCUUUAUGCUCACAUCUCCAUCACAAACAACAAGAGAAAUGUGUUUGUUGCAGAUCAGUUUCCAAGCAAUUGGACCAUUGAGAAUCAAAAAUCACAGAGCAGGUUUCACUAUUUGAGCUGCAUGAGAGAGCUGUAGAUGAAGCUUUACAGAGUCAGAAUGGACAUCUGGAUCUUUUCCUGCGUUUCCAAUCAGAGUCCAAUCAGAUUCUCUUACAGGAUCUACUGACACAUAUGAGAAGAUGCUCCUACAAGAAAGAGAAAACUGUUGAGUACAUUAAACAGAAGAUCACUGAGAAUCUGUCUCCAGAGAAAUCCAUCAAUCUUAAUCACUGUCUCAGUGAACUGGAUGAUGAUUCACUGCUGCAGGAGAUUCAACAUUAUGUGAAAUAUGAAUCAGUCGGACGCUUCAAACUCUCCUCUUCACAGUGGUCAGCUUUAGUUUUUGUGUUGUUGAUGUCUGAACAGCAUUUGGAUGAACUUUGAUCUGAAUAAAUGUAUUGGAUAAAAGUUCAGUAAGUAAAACUAACAACAAUCAGUUGACUGUUAACAUAUUAAUACAAUUUCUUAAUUUUAUGAUUUUCUUUUGAUCUUUUCAUCAGUACAGAGGGUUUAUAUGUAUUAUUCAGUAUACAGUAUCUGGUGUGUGAAUUAUAAGCAGCUUUAUAGCAGAAUUAUAAGGGUAAACAUCUCACAUCAAACCAGUGCA
Triplophysa dalaica is the source of this 1797-nucleotide messenger RNA. Its product is annotated as protein NLRC3-like. The transcript has a single exon. NCBI's taxonomy places the organism in Eukaryota, Metazoa, Chordata, Actinopteri, Cypriniformes, Nemacheilidae. The record is from RefSeq and is a predicted model, not a curated record. Bases 277 to 1227 code for a protein of 316 amino acids.